AUGAAUCCAACUCAAAUUGAAGGUACCAGUGAAACGGCUCCGUUAAGAAGCACAUCUAAUACAGUAUCUCCUUUGUCAAUGACUGCAGCCGGUCGAACAUUUGGUACAACUUAUAUUCUUGUCUCGUCAUUGCUUGGAUCUAUUAUUCCAUUAAUUCAAUUGAUAAUUGGUGCAUAUUACAGAGAAGAUUGUACUAUUGAUCAGCGUAUUCCAACUUAUAUGAUCGUUUCGGGUGCUUGUGGUCUAGCAAUGACUGGAUUUACAAUUUUGCUUUCUAUUGUAUUUAUGUGUUUCAUUUCGGAUUCAACAGCACUGCAUAUAAUAGCUACCUGUUCUCUAUGUUUAACUAUAGUGUCAACGAUAAUACUAUCAGCUUUUCUUUUUAUUUGGUUCAUUUUUGGCUGUAUCUGGGUAUUUAGUAUUCGUGACAAAGUAGAAUUUGAUGAUCGACAUGAUCCUAAUUAUUGCGAACCAGUUUUAUAUAAAUCAGCAUAUGCAUUACUUGUGAUAAUGAUUAUUUGGAGUAUUCUUCAAUGUUGUUUUUCAUGUUUUCGACAAUGUUGUACAGGACGAAGUAACUGA
Molecule: messenger RNA, 582 nt
Organism: Rotaria sordida
Lineage: Eukaryota; Metazoa; Rotifera; Eurotatoria; Philodinida; Philodinidae
Source: the annotation of a GenBank genome assembly